CCCAUCUAGUUUCCAUUUUUAUAUCGUCAAAGUCAAAGUAGUGAUAGUUCAGGAGCUUUCCUUCUUCAAAAAUCUCACUUUUCUCACUAGUUAAUGCCCAUAUAAGCUCAAGUUCAUUUCAAGAAUUACUACAACUUUCCAAAUAUAUAUAUAUACAAAUUACAGAGGAUUUGAAAAGGUCAAUACUUAAUUGUUUCGCAUCAAAUUCAGAUACUGACUGCACCACAGGUUGCAUAUUUGAUACGGUGAGAUCAACUUUAAGUCUGAAUUAUAAUUACCUCAUUCAUGAUAAUUCAGUUCUCCAGGAUGCAGCCACGUCACACUCGGCGUCGAUCACUUGAGAGAAAUGAAGAGAGACGUAGAAGCAAUGGCAGUAGUAGAAGUAGUUGGGCUGAAAUAUGUUGUUUGGGUUGCACCUGCCUGCAGCUGUUGUGGCCCAGGGUUGUUCUUCGAAAAUGGCUCAACAUCUCUUCUAAGGAUUCUGAUUUCAGCGCCGACACUGAUGUCGACGACAUUGAUGAUGAUGAAGAUGACCGCAACGACGAUGAUGACGAGGACAGCAACAACAACAACAACAACAACAAGGACAGGAAUUUCACUGGUGAUCUAGAACCCGAAGACAACCUACCACGAUUAAGAAGGCGAAACUCUGAAACUCAUAGGGCACAAUACAUACAUAAAAAAGAAAUCAGAGUAUGUGUUGGGACAUGGAAUGUUGGUGGAAAACAUCCUCCUGCUGAUCUAGAUAUUGAGGAAUGGGUAAACAUCAAUGAUCCGUCUGACAUCUAUGUUCUAGGUUUCCAGGAAAUUGUACCACUAAAUGCUGGAAACAUAUUAGGAGCUGAAGAUAAGCGACCAAUCUUCGAAUGGGAAAAUAUCAUUCGAGAUACACUUGGUAGAGUUCCUGCAAAAAAGGGCUAUAAAAGCUACAGUGAUCCCCCCUCUCCAUCAAAGUUCAAGCCGGCAGAUGAUGUCCCUGAUCUGGAGGAUCAUAUAUCACUUGGUUCUGAUAGUGAAGGGGAGGAAGAAGUGUAUCCUUUGGAUGAGGAUCCCAUUGGAUUCUAUGAAGUAAGGGACAAACUGGUCAGUGGUGAUGGAAUAUUCAAGUAUCAGGAAGUUUCAAAUGAUGAAGGCGAAAAGAAUUUAAGGAAGCAAUUUUCUUGUCCAAAGAGGUUGGAUAGAUUACGCUGCUUUCCAUCAGGGAAUUUAGUUGAUGAAUUCAUCAAGAAUCCAGUGACUAUGAAGUUAAACAAAACUCUAAGUGGAACAGAAAGGAUUGGUCUGAGUUGGCCUGAGCCACCCCUCGAUUUGUUAGCUCAACGUAUUUUGGAGAGACCAUAUAGUUUUAAGUCCACAAAAUCUUUUAAAAAGGACGAAUCAUUUAGGGCAUACGAUUCUUUCAGGAUAACUGGUGAUAACAAGACACUGUCAGAUGCUGCUGCACUUGCAGAACUUGAUCUUGAAUCACUUAUACAGCGUAGAAGGAAACCUGAAUAUGUGAGGAUAGCAAGUAAGCAAAUGGUUGGAAUUUUCCUCACAAUAUGGGUUCGCAAAGACUUGCGCAAACAUAUUCAGAACCUGAAGGUGUCUACUGUUGGUGUUGGUGUAAUGGGAUAUAUUGGUAAUAAGGGAGCAGUUUCGAUCAGCAUGUCUAUAUAUCAGACUCUUUUCUGCUUCAUAUGUACUCAUCUAACAUCUGGAGAAAAAGAAGCUGAGCAAAUAAAACGAAAUGCUGAUGUGAAUGAAAUACACCGGAGGACAUAUUUUCGCACUGAAUCAGGUCUUGGAGUUCCCAAGAGCAUUUAUGAUCAUGAGAGAAUAAUUUGGCUUGGUGAUUUGAACUAUCGCAUCAACUUGUCAUAUGACCAGACACGGCAACUAAUAUCCGGAAAAGACUGGUCCGGAUUGGCUGAAUAUGAUCAGCUUAUGAGAGAGUUUAAAAAAGGCCGUGCAUUUGAUGGAUGGUCUGAAGGUAUAUUAAAUUUUCCACCAACUUACAAAUAUGAGAUGAAUUCCGAUGAUUAUUAUGGAGAAGAUCCGAAGGUGGGGAGACGUACCCCUGCAUGGUGUGACCGCAUACUCUCAUUUGGAAAAGGAUUGAAGCUGCUUAGCUAUGGAAGGUCUGAACAUAAGUUGUCUGACCAUCGACCUGUCACUGCAAUAUAUGAUGUGGAGGUUGAGGUGUUCUCUCCUAGAAAGUUACAGCGGGCCCUUACAUUUACUAAUGCUGAAGUGGAAAAUGAAGAUAUUGUGAUUGACCUCAGAAUGAAUGCAGCAUUGAGCCAAUUGAGACUGGAAGAGGAUAUGGCUGAGUGGGGCCGUUGACUUGGCUGUUCCUCGUUCCAUAAUUCCUUUACAUAUAUAUCCAGCACUUCAAUUUGAUCACGCGUUUAGCUUUGGAGUGUUCAAAUUCAUCAACGGUAUUGUACAUUGCAGUUGGCGUGCUUCAUCUUUGGUAUUUGUACAGGUUUUAUCUUUGACAAAUAGGUAGAAGUUUGAGGAGGCAGGGUAGACUGAUCUUCAUGGUCAGUUUUCUUGAAGAAUCUUCAAGAAGUGAAACCAAAAGUGCAGGAGGGUAAAAAAAUCUUGGAGAAAAUAUAAACUAUAAGUACCAUGUACAUUACACCCUUUUCAUAUACCAUUACAAACUUUCCGUAUACUAUUACCAUUUCUUCAUACAGAACGAGAAGACGCAGGUAAUAGCUUUUUUGUCGUUUGUGUAAGAUUGUAAGAAGAGUAGCUUAUAUUUGCCCAUGUUUGAGUGUAUCCCAUUUCUUUUGUACCAUUAAAAUUCACAUCAUUCAGAUCUUUCAUUCAUUUAAACACCAAGUCGAUUAUAUUGUACAUUGAUGGACUUGGAUGAUUUGUAUGCCUGUAUCUCUGAUGUAUCAAUAUGCUGCAAGAGAUUUUUUUAAUGUUUAAAACAGUUCAUAGUUUGUAGGACA
Messenger RNA from Beta vulgaris subsp. vulgaris (sugar beet), 2945 nucleotides. RefSeq names its product type IV inositol polyphosphate 5-phosphatase 3. The record is from RefSeq and is a predicted model, not a curated record. Lineage: Eukaryota; Viridiplantae; Streptophyta; Magnoliopsida; Caryophyllales; Amaranthaceae. Gene Ontology annotation, biological process: phosphatidylinositol dephosphorylation. The transcript has 13 exons. Bases 286 to 2325 code for a protein of 679 amino acids. Gene Ontology annotation, molecular function: inositol-polyphosphate 5-phosphatase activity; phosphatidylinositol-4,5-bisphosphate 5-phosphatase activity; phosphatidylinositol-3,4,5-trisphosphate 5-phosphatase activity.